UGUGCAAUGCUGUGGAUAGCCGCCAGGGUGCGCAGGUUUCCAACCUAUAGUCACAUGACACAAACUGAAGAUGUCUGCGACAGAAGAGGACACGGAACUCAGAGAUCUACUGAUCCAAAACUUGGAAAACAGCGGUGUUUUGAAUAAAAUUAAGGCAGAGCUACGUGCAGCUGUUUUUCUUGCCUUAGAAGAGCAGGACAAAGUUGAGAAUAAAUCACCUCUUGUGAAUGAAAACCUGAAAAAGUCCCUCAACACAAAGGAUGGUCGCUUGGUAGCAGGUCUUAUCAUUGACUUCCUGCAAGUCUUCAAUUUAGACUUCACCCUAGCGGUGUUUCAACCUGAAAUCAGUACGCUCAAUGGGAUUGACAGUCGUGAAACUCUGUCUAAAGAGCUUGGCAUAUCGGAAUCGGAGGUGAAUAAAAACACCCCUCUCCUGCUAGAGUUGGUGAAGAGGGGCCGGCAUAAGGACAAGACCUCCAUUUUCACAGAGGGAGAUCGGUUGACUGAGAGAACUUUUCCCAAGGAAUUGUUUCCCCGUCAAAUUGCUGAUGCCCGCAAGAAAUUUGACAGUCAUGACAAGAACAGAAGUGGUGAGAUCAACAGAGAUGCUGUUGUUGUCGUUUUCGCUGAUCUUUUUCCCCAGUUCAGCAGAAACAUGCUGGACAGUUACGUCACUGAGGAAUUUAGAGCCAAAGGCAAGGACACGAGCAAUACUGUAGACAUUCAGGACUUCCUGGGAAUGUACAAAUACUUUUUCAUACAGUGUCGAAGUGUGGUUACCAGUGAGAGUAGCGAUGCACUUUACUCCUCAAGUAAAUCUACUGAAGAUAGAAUCUUUUCGUCUUCCGCCAGCAAGAUACCCAGGUAUAAAGGAUUUGUUAAGCACAGUUCAGCGCAGGAAGAAAAGGCUGACCCAAAGGCCGGAGACAGAAGACCUGGUGAAACACUGGGGCCUCAGAAGAACAGAGGGUCUGUUCAAGUGUCUGAAGGGUCAGAGGAGGGAUUAGGUGAUGGGAAAAAUCUUCCCACCACACUGAGGAGAGCACUGGAGGAUGAGGAUGAAGGAGACUCGUUCUUUGAUGAUCCUCUUCCUAAACCUCAAAAGACCUAUGGCUGUGGUUUAUCUUUGGCAGAUAAGCCUUAUUCAGGUCAGAAAGAUCAGCACUGGCAGAGGGAAGGAAGCCUGUCAGGGCGAUCCUUAUCCCAAAUGAGGAGGGGCACUAGCCUCAAUGAGUGAGUGUGCAUGGAGUGAUCACACUGCCAUUCAAGCCCACUGCAUCCAUCUUAACCCAUGGGUGCAAAAUCAGGCUGUUUACUCCAGUUGGGGCUGUUCAUGUUCAUACAGCAGCAGAAUACUGUGGUCAGUCCAGUUUUACAGAGUUAACUACCAUUGUAUUCACACACACUUUGGAUUAAACAAGAGUAAUAAUCGAUUUCAACAUCUUAAAUGGCUCCCUUAAAUUAUCAAGACUCACAACCACAUUUAAUAAAACGGAGUAAAUGUUACAUUUAUUAAAUAAUGUCUUGUUAAAUGUGAUCAAAAAAAUCAAUGUUAUGAACAUAGCAAUUUUUCAUAUUUAUUUUUGUCACUUUCGUUACAAGUGUUGAUUACAACUAGCUUGGCUUUGUUCGUACAAACAAUAUUUGAUCCACUGCUGAAAAAUAUCAAAUGAACCAGGGGUAUCGCUAUAUAUAAAUUACA
Molecule: messenger RNA, 1702 nt
Organism: Sinocyclocheilus grahami
Lineage: Eukaryota; Metazoa; Chordata; Actinopteri; Cypriniformes; Cyprinidae
Product: FGFR1 oncogene partner-like
Exons: 15
Coding region: 71-1237 (388 amino acids)
Biological process (GO): microtubule anchoring
Cellular component (GO): centrosome
Molecular function (GO): protein binding; calcium ion binding
Source: RefSeq, a predicted model, not a curated record